AUGAUACGGGCAGGUACAAAUGGCAGUACACCUUCUUGUAUCAACUUUGAUAACGACGAUGAAUAUAUUGAAUUGGAUUGGUCUUUGCCACGAGGUUACACUAGUUGGAACCAGGAGGGACGCACCAUGAUCUCUCAUAUCUACGUUUCAUUCAACAACUCGUUCAUAACUUCUAUUCAGUUUCGUUACUUGGAGAAUGGAGCUCUAGUCCUGUCUGAAAAGUUUGGUCCCUCUGAGGGACACAGCCUUCGUACUGUGAGACUAAAUGAAGAUGAAUUUGUGACUGGAUUGAGUGGAGCACAAGGAAGAUGUGGAGGAAUCAGGAAUCUGACAUUUCACACUAACCGUAGGAAGGACGGACCGAUUGGGCACGAUGGUAUGGAUGCGAGUUUAACCAAGAUAGAAAUUGAUCCGGCAAUAAGUGAUCGACGUGAGUUUGGUGGUUUCUUCGGGUCUUACCGUACAGAAUGUUUGUCCGGGAUUGGUAUCUACGUGAAUCCCAUUACAAGUUCCGACAGGGUGGAAAAGCGUGAAAACAUGUGA
Molecule: messenger RNA, 543 nt
Organism: Thlaspi arvense
Lineage: Eukaryota; Viridiplantae; Streptophyta; Magnoliopsida; Brassicales; Brassicaceae
Source: the annotation of a GenBank genome assembly